UUACUGGCGGCAGUAGCUUAGUAGAGUCAGUCCCAGCUGAGCCACCAUGAUGGAUGGUACACUCUACUUCCUGCUGCUGCUGGGUCUCUUAUGUACCCCUGCGGCUGUGGCUCAGGACCAGCAACUGCGGGAGAAGGAGGUUGCUAAGGCCAGGGUCGAGAGCUGCGGUGGAUGACGUCUGAACAGACUCCCCGAGGUGAAGAAAUUCAUCCACGAGGAUAUUCCCUUUUUCCACAAUGUGAGAUAUCAGCCUAUUGGUGGUGCUCCCCCAGAGUUGGUACUGCUCAAUAAAUUUGACAAGGAAGUAGAGCGCAUUCCUCUGGAGAAGCUUAACCGCGAAGAAUGCAACCAGCUGCUGCUGAAGAAAGGCUUCUACAAGAAGACUACCAAAGAAGAGGAAGUACCAGAAGAGUACCUCAAUGGCCCUUAUAGGGAAAGGGAAGAGCUCUAGAUGAAUUUUUAACCAUUGUGUCCAUUAAUGUUAAAUUAAAUUUUAAGAUUGCUUAGUUUCUUUUAGUUUUUAAGAUAUUUAACUGAUGCUUAUGACACUGCUCAAAUUUCAA
Molecule: messenger RNA, 563 nt
Organism: Cherax quadricarinatus
Lineage: Eukaryota; Metazoa; Arthropoda; Malacostraca; Decapoda; Parastacidae
Product: selenoprotein M-like
Cellular component (GO): endoplasmic reticulum lumen
Molecular function (GO): oxidoreductase activity
Source: RefSeq, a predicted model, not a curated record